CAAAUCUUAAAGAAAGAUAAGAUAAGAAGAUGACGCAUAAGCUUCAUAACUGGAUUAGGAAUAAAAUUUUAAAGAAUGUAGAAAAUUAUUAUAUUACCACACAUAAUUAUUCUUUUAAACAUAAAGAUAUCGAAAUUAAGCUAUGUUAUCCAUUAAAAACAGAUAUCUUAUCUACCAAAAAUUUAAUAUUUGGUAAAACAUUUAGUGACCAUAUGUUGGAUAUAAAUUGGACAGAAAAAAAUGGUUGGGGGACUCCCAAAAUAUUACCUUAUAAAAAUUUGACAAUUAAUCCUGCAGUAAAAGCCCUUCAUUACGCUAUUCAACUUUUUGAUGGGCUAAAGGCUUAUAGAGGCAUUGAUAAUAAAAUAAGGCUAUUUCGCCCUCAAUUAAAUAUUCAAAGGAUUCUCAAAGGAACUGAAAGAUUGGCUCUACCAGUAAAAAGCUUUGAUCCAUCUGAAUUUUUGGAAUGUAUAAAAACUUUGGUGAAUAUUGAAAAGAAUUGGGUUCCAAGACCUGAUUCCAAUUUACUCAAUUCCCUUUAUAUUCGCCCAACUUAUCUUGGCACUGAGCCGACCUUAGGAGUUGCCUCUUCCACUAGUGCCCAACUUUACGUCAUAACUUCCCCCGUGGGGUCUUAUUACGCCAACGGAUCUGACUCCAUCGCCCUCUACACCGACGCUAGGUAUGUUAGGGCGUGGCCUGGUGGCGUCGGGGAUAUCAAACUCGGAUCCAAUUACGCUCCUACGGUUUACCUUCAAAAGAAAGCCUGUGAAAAUGGUUGCCAGCAAGUCUUAUGGCUAUACGGGCCAGAUCGACAAAUUACCGAGGUUGGGACUAUGAACACAUUUAUGCUUUGGGAAAACUGCGAUGGAAAAUUAGAGUUGAUAACAGCGCCAUUGAAUGGGUUAAUUUUACCCGGAAUAACGAGACUAAGCAUAUUAGAACUGGCAAGAUCAUGGGAAUUCGAGGUGUCAGAAAAGGUUUACACUAUGGGGGAUCUGUUGCUAGGUAUUAAAGAAAACCGGGUGAAAGAAUUUUUCGGCACGGGGACAGCGGUUGUUAUUACUCCAGUUCACCAAAUUAUGUACGAAGGAGUUAGAUAUGAAAUCCCCACGACUAAAGGAACAAAUCCUUUAUAUACUCGUUUAUUUAAGGCCUUGAUGGAUAUCCAUUCCGGAAAGGUUGCUAGUCCAUGGACCUGUGAAAUAUAAAAAAUGCCGGAGCUCCAUCUAGUCAUUCUUGAUACAAUUAAAAUACAGUAUUUUCUUUAUAACAUGUAUUAUAUAAUUGUUUAUAUAUAAAUAUUUAUUCAAUAUUGAAAUUUAUUGCUUGUCAACAAUUAAAUUAUUAUACAAUAUGAUAGAUAUUUAUUAUGAUAAUGAUUUUCUCCAUAUCGCAUU
Messenger RNA from Gordionus sp. m RMFG-2023, 1400 nucleotides. Its product is annotated as branched-chain-amino-acid aminotransferase, cytosolic-like. Gene Ontology annotation, molecular function: branched-chain-amino-acid:2-oxoglutarate transaminase activity. Gene Ontology annotation, biological process: L-valine biosynthetic process; L-leucine biosynthetic process. Gene Ontology annotation, cellular component: mitochondrion. Bases 30 to 1211 code for a protein of 393 amino acids. The record is from RefSeq and is a predicted model, not a curated record. Lineage: Eukaryota; Metazoa; Nematomorpha; Gordioida; Chordodea; Parachordodidae. The transcript is spliced from 10 exons.